Molecule: messenger RNA, 2112 nt
Organism: Fusarium redolens
Lineage: Eukaryota; Fungi; Ascomycota; Sordariomycetes; Hypocreales; Nectriaceae
Exons: 4
Coding region: 1-2112 (703 amino acids)
Source: RefSeq, a predicted model, not a curated record
AUGGAGGAUCCCGAAAGCGAGACCGAAGAAUCAUCUCCGCCUCUACAAGAUACUUGCAUACAUGAAGUCACUGCUCUAUUCCCCGACAUCUGUCUCGACUAUGUCCAGAAGAUCGCUGGACCUCUUUCAUUCGUCCCUCAUGAAGUGAUCAAUCAUCUUCUCGAUCUCCAAGAGUCUGGGCAAGCAUAUCAAAAAGCAAAGCGACCGAAACAGACCAUCGGCAAGAGGAAGCGCGCGACCGAAGGACAAGAUGACGAGGAUGAAGACGAGAAACUUCAGGAUAGACUCUCUGAAGCAAAGCGCAAGUACAGUAACCUUGAAGGACAUGUCAUUGCUCCGAAGAGUACCCAAAUGGCCACUAUCAAGCAAAUGAUCGCAGGGGAUUUCCCAUUGGUACCAGUAAAGGUCAUUCAACAGACCCUUUCUGACAACGGAAACCGCCUUUUCCCAACAUUUAUUGCCAUCAAUACUGCCAUCAAUCAGGCAGACGACCAUCAUCCGUUACCUUGGAAAUUGAAGAAGACACCAUCAAUGCCGGCACAGCGAUACAGAAAAGACAAAAUCGACACGUCCAUACAAACCUGCCACAACGAUUGGGAGAAAGAACUGAUGAGGGAACUCGAAGCUGCUAGAUUACUGCAGUGGGAUGUAGUUGAAAAGCGUCGGGCAGAAGCAUUGGCCGAGGAGGCCGAGAGGAUGAACCUUGAGUCGGCAGAUGCAAGAGGAGAAGUAACCGAGUGCGGGUGUUGCUUUGUCGAUACUCCGUGGAACAGACUUGUCUAUUGCCAAGGCGAUGAUCCUCACCCUUUCUGUACCAACUGCGCUCGUCGACACGCAGAGACACAAAUUGGCCUUUCCAAGUACGAACUUGAAUGCAUGUCCACGAUUGGGUGCACGGCUGGGUUCUCGUACAGCGAGCGCCAGAAGUUCUUGAAUAAGAAACUAACUGCGGCAAUCGAUCGAAUUGAACAAGAGGCCAAUCUGCGCAUGGCUGAACUACCUGACCUCGUCAACUGCCCCUUUUGUCACUAUGCAGAGGAGUACCCGCCAGUUGACGUCGAUAGAGAAUUCCGGUGCCGAAACGACGACUGCAAGAUCACGAGUUGCCGGCUUUGUAACUACGAAACACAUGUACCGAAAACCUGCCAGGAGGCAGCCAUCGAAAGAGGUGUCGAUUUGCGGCGGGAGGUGGAAGAGGCCAUGUCUUCAGCCCUCAUCCGCAAAUGCAACAAGUGCCGUACCCCUUUUAUCAAGGAAGAAGGCUGCAACAAGAUGACUUGCACCCGCAAAGGCUGUGGCAACGUUCAGUGCUACGUCUGUUCCAAGUCUUGUGACUAUGAUCAUUUCAAUGAUGAGAGACGAGGAGGCAAACAAGGCAACUGUCCCUUAUUUGAGAGUGCUGAAGAGCGUCAUGAAAACGAAGUCAAUGAGGCUGAAAAGGCCGCCAAGCAAAAGGUCCUGGAGGAGAAUCCAGAGCUUGCAUCAGCGCCUGAACUUCUAAAUUUCAACAUGUCUGAAAGGGUCAAGACAGACGACAUGCGGCGUAAAAAUAAGUUUGGACACAGAUAUAGGGAUCGAGUCAACUUCAUGCCUAUGCCGCCGCUGCAGGACGUUGAAGGCCAAAUGCCUAGGCCGUUCUUCAAUGUCCCACCGCAACACGCACAGCAAGUACAAGGACAGAACCCAUACCUUAUCCCUCGAGAGAAUUUUGAUAUUUUGUUGAGGCACGAGCAAGCCCAUGCCCAAGCGCAAGCCUACGCCCAACAAAUCCGCGAUGUCCAGGCCAAUGGCAAUGCCCAGCGAGUGGCAGAAGCCCAAAUUCCUCUUCCGAUGAACGGCCUGCAAGGAAUGCAGAACCCAGUCCAGCAGCAAGCACACAUGGGGAUCCGACGUCGCCUUAAGAAUGCAGUUGCUCGCUUUGGUAAUAGAGCACCACUGCCAGGGGCACAGCAAGCACAACAACAACCCCAGGCUGCAGCGGUCCCAGUAGCACCAGGAGAUCCGGGCCCAGUGAUCCCAGGGAUAAACCUUCAAGGAAUGAUGAAUUUUGAACCAUUAGGGUACAUGAUGGGCCAAUUUGACGCAAUGGAGCAUUGGCGUGGCCAGGGGUAG